This is a messenger RNA of Somion occarium, 497 nucleotides long. The record is from the annotation of a GenBank genome assembly. Lineage: Eukaryota; Fungi; Basidiomycota; Agaricomycetes; Polyporales; Cerrenaceae.
GAACGAAUACCCUUGCCAAACAGGAAGUAGGCAAUAGGAAAUCUGUGAAAAGCAGGUGUUAGCAAGAAAUUAUCAAAAGAAACAACAGAGAAGAGCUCCGUUGGUGAUGCAUGUUGAGUACGGCUCAUGUUGUGGUCGCCAACUCGAAUUGUUAUGGAAAACUAUCUUCAUUGCAGAAGUAACAGACGAUGACACUCACAAUUCUACACCAUCUGGGAUACGGAAGAGGAGCGAGGAGAAAGAUACGACAACGACGAGCAAGCGACGAACGAAAAUAUCGACCUUGAGCGCUAGAUCUCAUACCAAGGAUCAGCCACAGCGGAUUGUCAAGGAGUGUCUUGCUCCUUUCAAUCGGUUGUCUCUGCUACUGUACCUUGCUAUUGUUGUUGUUUUACAUCAACGCUUUUGGACUUAGGGUAGUGCCGUGAGCGUCUUGCAUCACCUACCUCUCUUUUGGGAGGCCGCGUCUGCUCGCAUCGUCUUGAUGCUUGCUGGCC